AUGCACGACGUUUUCCCCGUACGGUGUGGAUUCGCGAAAAGAAAACAUGACUCACUGUCGUACGAUUGCGACUACUGCGCGGAUCACCGAUCGGUCGCGGGCGGGGGGAAAGGUGUGUUUUACUGUGAUUUUACCAUGGUCGGCGGGGUGGGAGUUGUACUACGAGGACGACCAAACUGUGAUAGCAGACGGGCGCAGAUAAGAAGAUUGUUAUCAAAACUGUUGAUAACAAAACGGGUAGAUAAUAAUAAAGAUCUCGACAUGAAUCACUUAUCGGAUUUAGAUGGACCACGACUACAAUAUUGA
Macrosiphum euphorbiae (potato aphid) is the source of this 306-nucleotide messenger RNA. Lineage: Eukaryota; Metazoa; Arthropoda; Insecta; Hemiptera; Aphididae. The record is from the annotation of a GenBank genome assembly.